UUCAUGAUGCCCGCGCAGAAAGUGCCCUCCCUGCAACACUUCAGGAAGACGGAGAAGGAGGUGAUCGGGGGGCUGUGCAGCCUAGCGAAUAUCCCAUUAACUCCCGAGACACAGCGAGACCAGGAAAGGCGAAUACGCCGUGAAAUCGCCAACAGCAACGAGCGACGUCGAAUGCAAAGUAUAAAUGCUGGUUUCCAGUCUCUGAAAACUCUAAUCCCUCAUACAGAUGGGGAGAAACUAAGCAAGGCAGCCAUACUGCAACAGACAGCUGACUAUAUAUUCUCCCUGGAGCAGGAGAAGACCAGGUUGUUGCAGCAAAACACCCAACUGAAAAGGUUCAUCCAGGAAUUCAGUGGCUCCUCUCCCAAGCGGCGGCGGGCAGAAGACAAGGAUGAAGGGAUCGGCUCUCCAGAUAUUUGGGAGGAGGAGAAGGCAGACGAUCUUCGGAGAGAGAAUGAUUGAAUUGAGGCAACAACUAGACAAGGAACGCUCAGUCAGGAUGAUGCUGGAGGAGCAGGUUCGAGCUCUGGAAGCUCAUAUGUACCCCGAGAAGUUGAAGGCGAUAGCUCAGCAAAUCCAGCAGGAAGAUGAGGGAGGGAAAGCACAGGGACAGCCACAAGAGUCACCGGAGAGGAGUGAGCAGCUCCUUCACUCCCAGCUCCUGGCACCGCAUCUGCCCCUGGCACCUACCCACCACCCCACAGUAAUAGUGCCUGCUCCACCACCUCCACCCUCUCACCAUGUCAAUGUUGUGACUAUGGGACAUUCCUCUGUAAUCAGUUCUGUGUCCACGUCCCGUCAAAACCUGGACACCAUUGUGCAGGCCAUACAGCACAUAGAGGGCACACGGGAGAAGCAGUUGCAAGAAGAAGAGCAGCGGAGGGCUGUCAUCGUGAAUGCCCCCCGCCCAUGUGAAGAUUCAGACACCGCUUCAGACACAGAAUGCGAUGACAGUGGUGCAGAGCAAAGCAAGGACGACACCAUGGAGGACCCCUGA
Staurois parvus is the source of this 997-nucleotide messenger RNA. Lineage: Eukaryota; Metazoa; Chordata; Amphibia; Anura; Ranidae. The record is from the annotation of a GenBank genome assembly.